GGUGUACAUACAUACUAAAUACAUGUAAAUAUUACAUGUAAACUAAACAAAUUAACAACUAAAACAUAAAAUAGUUGAAAAGUUGGGAGAUAAACUCUGCUGCUCUAGCACAACAGUGUUUUUAGUCACUUGGUUGCUAAGCAACAGGAAGACGCUGCUGUUGACAAGGGAAAUAGCGUUAGCUAUGAGCUAAGUGUUUACGGAGGAUUUGUAAUAACACAUAUGGUGUUUGAGUUGCAGAUGGAGUCGUCGUCACAGAGUAGAGCUGCUGGAGGACUAUGGAACAACCCCAGAGCUACUCAGUACAGCAAGGAGACCCAGAAUAUGAUGAGAUUGAUGAUACAGGAAUCAAAACUCACCCACCGCCAGAGAAAACAGAUCAACGAAUGCCUUGAGAAUGGAGCUCCUUUACCACUGUCCCUUGACCGCACACCAUCAGCUUCCCCCCCUCAGCCUAAAACCAGUAAAUCUGUCCAGAAAAGUCUUCCAGGAACGUCUCAGAGACGCAGCGCUGAAUCUUGUCGCUCUGGGGACAGUUAUGUCAGAGAAAAGUUCCGUCCUCGUCCCACAAGAGACUUAGAAAAAGAGAAGAGGAGGCUACAGAAUAUAAUGGAAACAGGAGAAGAAGAGCCCACAGCUGCAUCAUCCAAAAAUGUUCCUGGAUGUCGGAGCCCAGAUGUGGCGGAGCAGAAAGACCCGUAUCAGCAGGUUCUGGAUGAGAUCGAGGAGAGAAGACAGUUUCUGGCAGAUAUGUCUUCUCUGGGUCAGCAGCAGCAGUACUUCCACAUCAUCAACGCUGAGAUAUCUCAGAGGAUGCGAGAACUGCGUGUGUUGGAGAAGACCCGCGGUCUCAAGAAGGAUCAGACAUCUGAGAGAGACGAGCUCACAGACGGAGCUCAGUGA
Messenger RNA from Centropristis striata (black sea bass), 903 nucleotides. RefSeq names its product chromosome 1 C22orf23 homolog (gene c1h22orf23). The coding region runs from base 223 to 903 and encodes 226 amino acids. The record is from RefSeq and is a predicted model, not a curated record. The transcript is spliced from 7 exons. NCBI's taxonomy places the organism in Eukaryota, Metazoa, Chordata, Actinopteri, Perciformes, Serranidae.